AUGCGCACAUCAGUUCUCGCCGGCCUUGCCGCCGCCCUUCCUUCCACAUUCGCCUACCACGGCUUCAACUACGGCGCGACCAACCUCGAUGGCUCCGUCCGCGUACAGUCCGACUAUGAGGCGCAAUUCAACGCCGCAAAGAGCCUUGCCGGCACCAACGGGCAAUUCACAUCCGCUCGCUUGUAUACCUCAGUGCAAGGCACAACCGGCGGGCCCAACUCGGCCUUCGCUGCUGCAGUGAACACGCAGACAUCGCUACUGCUGGGCAUCUGGAUCAGCGGGAACCCCAAUAUCCAGACCGAGAUUGAUGCUAUCCUGUCCGCGGCCUCAUCACAGGGCAGCGCAUUCACAGAUCUCGUCGCGGGCAUUUCCGUUGGAAGCGAGGAUGCCUACCGUGUGACGGAUCUAGGCAUUGCCUCAGGCGCUGGCCCAGGUGUCGACCCGCAGGGCAUCGCAAACUACAUCAGCCAAGUCCGCUCUGGUCUUUCCGGCAACAGUGCGCUGGCGGGUAAGCCCAUCGGCCACGUCGACACAUACAACACAUACGCCAACUCCUCAAAUUGGAUGGCACCCGUCGUGGAAGCAUCCGACUUCAUCGGCAUGAACGCAUUCCCAUAUUUCGAGAGCACAAAAGCCAACGGCAUCGAGAAUGCUAACUCGACGUACUACGCCGAUCUCGCGGCCACCGAGGCCAACGCACAAGGAAAGCCCAUCUGGGUCACGGAGACAGGCUGGCCGAGCAGUGGACCAGUGAGUGGUGCGGCGACGGCGAGUGUGGCUAAUGCAGAGGAGUACUAUGCGCAAGUGGGCUGUUCGUUGUUGAGCAGUGGGCGGAAUGUCUGGUGGUAUACGCUGCAGGACUCGACGGCGGAUGCGAGCGUGCCGAGUUUUGGGGUUGUGAGUGACUUGUCGUUUACGCCGAAGUAUGACCUGAGCUGUUAA
Messenger RNA from Cyphellophora attinorum, 942 nucleotides. RefSeq names its product putative glucan endo-1,3-beta-glucosidase eglC. Gene Ontology annotation, biological process: cell wall organization. Gene Ontology annotation, cellular component: fungal-type cell wall; extracellular region; cell surface. Lineage: Eukaryota; Fungi; Ascomycota; Eurotiomycetes; Chaetothyriales; Cyphellophoraceae. Bases 1 to 942 code for a protein of 313 amino acids. The record is from RefSeq and is a predicted model, not a curated record. The transcript has a single exon. Gene Ontology annotation, molecular function: glucan endo-1,3-beta-D-glucosidase activity; 1,3-beta-glucanosyltransferase activity.